AUGGAGAACCGCAAUAAUCAACCUGCUCCCAGCGUGGGCACCGAGUCGUCGGACAUCGAGCACCUGUCCUCUGGCAAUGCGAGCCAACUCCCAUCUCCAGCUACUGAUAAUACGCAAGACACCAGCCAGCUCGGUGCGCGACCGGGACGCGCGAUGCACAUCAACGCACUUCCGAAUGAGAUCCUCGAGGAGAUUUUCUUCCACAACAUGCUCAGCCACAAAAGAAACGAUGAGCCAGAGGAUUUCAUGGGUUUGCAAGCGAUGGAGAUCGGUCAUGUCCUGCUAUUCACAACUCUGGACUCACUCAUCGAUGCUAGCCACGACGACAACAUUAUUACUUCGGCGGAACUCCUAUUGUACAACCUGUACAGGAUUCGAUCACUGAAGUUGGUCGCCUGCCCAGCGGAUUUAGCCAUCUUCGACACAUAUGUCGGCGACUGUACCUCAGUCCCUCUACUGCAAUCACUCUGCAUAGAGGGAUUCAUGCCAUUCCCCGAGCGUGUCUUACUGAUGCCGAUGCCACGGCUAAUUGGCUACUGGACUCGCCGUCUUUGCAGACUCGAGUGCAACGACAUUCCAUUUCCUUGGCACAUCGUGAGAUCGCCCUUCACGGAGUUGGAAGAGCUGUGUCUAGCUGGCGAGUGUGUCCUGCCCCCAUAUCUCAUCGUUGUCAUGCAUUCGCUCCGACAACUGAAACAACUCAAAGUCCUGAAGACCUGGAAUAUCCUCCCGCACCAGCUCAACUUUCCUUCCAAUGUUGUGCGUGAAAUACCACCUGUCUCGUGGCCCCACCUGCGUUGGCUGGAACUUGCGGAAAAUGCCACAGCGGUUGCCAUUUUCCUAUCCCAUGUGCAAAUUCCGAAGGACAUACCAAUUGCCAUCAACGCUGCCACAGCCUCGAGGGGUAUCAUAGGAGACCAAGUGCGGGCCCUGAACUGUCUGGACCGCCACCUGUCCCUAGGUCCAGACGAAAUCGAGACGUUGCAUAUCGAGCAAGAUACGCAACACUGA
Messenger RNA from Postia placenta MAD-698-R-SB12, 1011 nucleotides. RefSeq lists its product as hypothetical. Lineage: Eukaryota; Fungi; Basidiomycota; Agaricomycetes; Polyporales; Adustoporiaceae. The record is from RefSeq and is a predicted model, not a curated record. Bases 1 to 1011 code for a protein of 336 amino acids. The transcript has 4 exons.